CGAUCCUUAUAUGGUCAAGACAUCAGCAGCUACCUCAUGCCUGUGUUGAGUUGAUCUGGAGAUCACUCAGCUUCUUCUUGAGCACAGGGUCCCCCUCAGUCCGGUAGUCUUAGCCACAGGACUAUCGUAAUUGUUUUGUCGCUUUUUGGAACCAGAUUCUAAUACCCAGUGUAACGAUUUGUUUUUGUCUCUGUUUCAAAGGGCUUGAAGGAGAAUGAUUUCUUCGCAGAUAGGUCGGUCCAUCUUAGUAAGCUAUUUAACUGAGCCAUUAAAAUCUUAAAUUAAAGAGGGGUAUUCCCCCUUAAAGUAAGGGGGGAUUCUUGUCUUUGUGGAGGCGUUUACGAAAAAGGAAGUUAAAGUGAAGUUGAAGAAUAACCAACAGUAACUACGCAAAUCUUAGCUUAGUCCAAUGAAGAAAUCUAUCCGGAGAAAAUUAGAUUACCACGCACCUGUAUAUUAAUCUAAAAGAAGGCAUUUCUCCGCUAAACGUGUACCUGGAAGCUUUCCAAGCUUUCGACAAUUUUCGAUCCAUAAUCGAUGUUUUUCGAACGGAAAUCGAUACAUAAACCAGGGAAAAAUACCCUUAACUCUACGGGGAAGCCCGGUAAUUAUUCAACUGUAACUCCGGGCGGAAAUUUCAGAAAUUACUUUAUAGAGUGGACACACCAAUGACUAAAAUUCUUUAGAGAAAUUUAUAGAGCUGAAUAAAACAGUUACUUUCUUAAUGAACCUCGUCCGGGUAACACAGAUGAUGUUUACGCAGAGGUUAUGAUAAGACUAUUUACUUAGUUUUUAUUUCACCUUUGAUUGACCAGCAUAGAUUUGUGUCAAGACCGCAGAAUUCUUUAUCUCGAAACUGAAACUGAUAUGGAAGUUUCGAUGUCACUCUUACUUGUUAAUUUUUCUGUUCCAUACAGAUAUAAGUGGAAAUAAUAAACCAUUAGCACGAUCAAACAAACAUUCGUGAUCUAAUGCGAUUUGUAUACAAUCAAAACUAUUUACUUAAAGAUUGUUAAGUUUACUCAUUUAUCGACCUCAUCAGCCACUGAGAACCUAAACAAUUUGCUGCACAAAUAAAGACAUGUUUCAACGAUUGAGCCCGGUUAAAAAUUUAGCGGAUUGAUAUAAACAAUUGGAAAGUUGACUCUCAGGUUCACGUUUUAAGCCGGCGUCACCCACGAAUUGAUCAUGACACAAUCACCCACGAAAAGAUGCGAGUCACGCACGACUUGAUACAAGUCAUAACCUCAUAAGCAAUGGCUUUGCCAAUGGCCGGAUAAAUUUGAACAGACCGUACCCGAUUCAAUUUGAUUAUUCUUUAUCAAUUAAUUAAUUUGCGUGGGACAAAAAUGAAAUUUGACAACGUUAGAUCGGUUCCAAGCAGCAAGCAUGAAUUCCAUAACUUCCGUGAAUAUCUAAUCCCUUUACCCACCAUUAUUAAAUAUGCCCCUUUCCUAAGUAUUCUUCAGCCUGAAUGGUGCGCACACGCGCCUUUCGCGGCUGCCCUCUAGGCUCGCGUGAACUCUCAAGCUAUCUCCUGUGUGACUAUCUCUAAAAACCUGGAAACACUUUCGAGACAUAACUGGUUCUCAAAGAUAGUGGAGGUAUAUGAGAUUGCUCGCAACGAGUGUAUCUAUCGGUUUCCUUUUCAACCAUCUUUCAAAAACGGCCAGGAAAAUGUUGACUUGACGGUGCUUGUUAUUCCAUCAUCCCAAAUAUACCACUUCAACACGCUAAGAUAAUUCGAAUGACAUCGACAUUUUAAAUAGGUUUUCGCACAGCAUAUUUCAAAAUCCCCGAUUCAAUUAUCAACGCUUCACUGACCCAGCGAUCACAUGACGGCUGGCUAAGCUCGAUAAUACCGGACGAGGAAACUCAUGAUUUUUUUAUUCAGCUCUGUGCGUCUUGCAAAUCGAAGCUCUUCGCUGUUUUGACUUUGUUAAGAAAUCACUAAGCGCGUUUCAUACUGUCUUCUGAACCUACGUACUGAUCAAUAUUCAGCACAAGGGGAAACAAUUAAUGCAUUACACUGAACCAGAACUCCGAUUAAGAGACGACUUUGCACCUUGUCAUUCUCAACUUGAGUUUUCCUGGUGGAGGUGAUUUAUCUUUGAAACAGGUAAAAAUCAGGCCGUCGGAAAGAUGUACAACGCCUGAGUGGGCCAUGAAACUUUCAGACGAGACCUUGCUGCCAGAGAGAUCAAUAUUGUUUUGUCUGAGAGACAAUGUUAUAUGAUCACUAGCUUGGAUUGAUUUGAUUUGAGACACUAUCUUGUUGGGUACAAGACACACGGAAAAUAUCAUUAAAUCCUCAGAAAUGGCGGGUUGUUAUAGCAACGAGUGCAGCUGGAAACUUCGGAUGACAGAGGACAUUAUGCACACACUUCGACUGCCCGAUCGAAUUGGGAAGAGGUGGAAAGACCUGGCACGAAAUCUGAAGUUCACAGAAACUGACGUUGGCACGAUUGAGAGUGACAAGGGCUCCACUAAGGAAUGCUGCAUCGAACUUCUUGCGGUACGAUGGAUGAAACAAGAGGGAGAGGAUGCAACCGUCGAAAGACUCGCAGAAGGUCUGACAACAAUAGGGCUUAAGAGCGUGGCUGAAAUACUUCAAGGUGUGUUAUCAGGAGUGGAUGACGAAGCAGGAACAAACAAAUCCAAUCAGAUGGAGAAUAGCAUAAGUGAAAUAGAGAAAAACUGCAAAAAAUUGAGAAAAGAGCGCCACCAGUUGCAAGUGAGAAACCAGGAUCUAGAAAAAGACAAACAGAGUAUGACAAAACAGCUUCAAGACAGUUUAGAAGAGCGUCACCAGUUGCAAGUGAGAAAGCAAGAGCUAGAAAAAGAAAAGCAGAGUAUGACAAAACAGCUUCAAGACAGUUUAGAAGAGUUUAAUAAACAGAGCCAGAAAUUACGCACGAGAAUUCAAGAACUGGAAGAGGAGCUGUGUAGAGUAAAACAACAACUUCACAACACUUCCCAAGAGUGUCACAAGAGUAAGAGUAACAGUUUGAAACUGGGAGAGGAAUUGCCUGGAAUAAUAAAAGACAAGUCAGGACAGGAUUUGGCCGAGAACUUUGAUAUUGCACACCCAGAGGAUGAUUCAGAAGAUACCAGAAAUAAUCUUGAACCAGAACGAGCAGACACAGAGGGUGAAAUCGACGCAAAGCUGAAAGACCUCAACGAGCAACUUUAUAGAAACAUAACGUCUCUGUUGCAAGUGCCAGAAACAAAAGACAAACUGAAAGUUUCUGUCACGGUAGACCUUUUAACAAGACUCAGGGUAAGUCUACAAGAGUUAUACAGCUCUGUCCUCUCCAUGGUGGCUGAGACUUGUAAAUGCAAUGAGGAGGUCAAACGAGAGUUUUACGACCUUGCAUAUCACGGUCUCAGAGCGGAACACAAUGAUGUGGUGCAUCGAGUUGAAGAUUUGGCAGCGGCACAAGAACAAAUGAGCGACGAAGAGAAAGUGGAGUUCGGGAAACUCCAACAAUAUCAGACCAACCGACAGAGACAAGUUGAGCGGCUGGAAAAUCUGUGGAGAGGUCUGUUCUCGACGCCUGAAGGUGCUCCUCGUUCUAUCCACUCUGAACCAUGUGUGGCGACUGGGAAGACUUAUCAUCGUGAAAAGGACUUAAAACGACAAUGCACAGACCCAGGCGCCAAACCCAAGCAGGUUAAGCCUGGAGAACAGACCAGCAGUCCAGUAACAGCAACAACGAGUGAGGAUGAAAAGUACGAAGUGUGUUUCACAAAGUUCAAAAAGACAACGAUGAAGACCAUUUUCAGAAAAAGAGAAAGCAAGGAAAAGACGUGUUGCCUUAUGUCCUAUUCACCUAAAAAUCACAGGGAUUCUUGAGUAGCUUUGGAAAAAUAGUUAGCUCGCACAUGUUGGGCGGCGACUAGUCGACAAAAGUCUAGCGAACGCACCACGUUACAUUGUAGCAGUUAGCUGUUUGAUAGCACUUAGUUGAAAUGACUCGGUUACUUGCAUCACAGCCAAAGCAGAUACGAACUCGACGAUGGUAUGAUCCCAUAAUUUUUGAUGACGUACCUAUGUGCCCAGGCGACCAGAUUAAAGUGCCCAAGUCUGUGUAUGCAUACAGGAGACUUAUAACGCCAGCACUAUCCUGAGUCUUUUAUCCUAAAGGAAGGCGUCUCUGAGUAGGUCCGGCCGUGAAACUUUCCAUGUACUUCAAGACAUUGCGGGCACUAAGCAUUGUAUAGCAAAUAGCAAGCGAUGCCAUGAUGCUCUUAAGAAAGUGGCUAC
This is a messenger RNA of Stylophora pistillata, 4267 nucleotides long. RefSeq lists its product as uncharacterized. The record is from RefSeq and is a predicted model, not a curated record. Lineage: Eukaryota; Metazoa; Cnidaria; Anthozoa; Scleractinia; Pocilloporidae. Gene Ontology annotation, biological process: signal transduction. Gene Ontology annotation, molecular function: protein binding.